Messenger RNA from Helianthus annuus (common sunflower), 2846 nucleotides. Its product is annotated as beta-galactosidase 10. The record is from RefSeq and is a predicted model, not a curated record. Gene Ontology annotation, cellular component: cell wall; vacuole. Gene Ontology annotation, biological process: carbohydrate metabolic process. Bases 76 to 2610 code for a protein of 844 amino acids. Gene Ontology annotation, molecular function: carbohydrate binding; beta-galactosidase activity. NCBI's taxonomy places the organism in Eukaryota, Viridiplantae, Streptophyta, Magnoliopsida, Asterales, Asteraceae. The transcript has 19 exons.
UAACAACCCAUAUAAAAAGUUUCAAUCUUUAUCCAAAAUUGUAGAAAAUCUUGAUACCCAGUGAAGCAUUCUUGAAUGGGUUCAUCUGUUUGUACUCUGUUUCUUUUGUGCAUUGUGUGGUUGUACAUUUUGUUAUUUGUAGAAGCAGCUAACAAUGUGACUUAUGAUAGUAAGUCACUCAUCAUUGAUGGUCAAAGAAAGCUUCUUAUUUCAGCUGCUAUUCACUACCCUAGAAGUGUUCCUGCUAUGUGGCCUGGAUUGGUAAAAACUGCAAAAGAAGGAGGCGUAGACGUGAUUGAAACGUACGUAUUUUGGAAUGGACAUGAACCAUCACCAGGCAAUUACUACUUUGGUGGAAGGUACGAUCUACCCAAAUUUGUGAAGAUAGUUCAGGAUGCCGGUAUGCUUUUGAUUCUUCGGAUCGGCCCAUUCGUUGCCGCAGAAUGGAACUUUGGCGGUAUACCUGUUUGGUUACAUUAUGUGCCUGGGACCGUCUUCAGAACCGAUAAUGAACCUUUCAAGCAUUACAUGCAAAACUUCACAACUCUAAUUGUGAAUAUGAUGAAGAAAGAUAAGUUUUUCGCAUCGCAGGGUGGCCCCAUUAUCUUAGCUCAGGUGGAAAACGAGUACGGAUACUACGAAGCUGCAUAUGGCGAAGGUGGCAAACGUUACACUCAAUGGGCGGCUAAAAUGGCUCUUUCUCAAAAUAUAGGUGUACCGUGGAUAAUGUGUCAGCAAUGGGAUGCUCCCGAUCCAGUGAUCAAUACGUGUAAUUCAUUUUACUGUGAUGAUUUCAAGCCAAGCUAUCCAACGAUGCCCAAAAUCUGGACUGAGAAUUGGCCAGGAUGGUUCAAGACGUUCGGAGGCAGAGAUCCCCAUCGGCCCGCAGAAGAUGUUGCGUACGCCGUUGCUCGAUUUUUCCAAAAAGGAGGAAGUGUACAUAACUAUUAUAUGUAUCACGGUGGGACGAACUUUGGACGUACGUCUGGUGGGCCGUUUAUUACCACUAGUUAUGAUUAUGAUGCACCGGUUGACGAAUAUGGGUUACCAAGGUUUCCAAAAUGGGGACACCUUAAGGAGCUACAUCGAGCUAUAAAGUUGUGUGAACGUGCAUUGUUGAACAACAAACCGACCUUGGUUCAUCUUGGUCCUAAACAAGAGGCUGAUGUCUAUGAUGAUCAAUCGGGAACAUGUGCUGCCUUUAUCGCUAACUUAGACGAUAAAGAUGAGAAAACGGUACAGUUUCGGAAUGUUUCGUAUACGCUGCCAGCAUGGUCGGUGAGCAUUCUUCCCGACUGCAAAAAUGUCGUCUUCAAUACCGCCAAGGUUAAAUCUCAAACUUCGACCGUUGAAAUGGUACCAGAGCUAUUGCAGUCUUCAAUGGUGUCACCGAAUAAAGAUCUGAAAGCACUUAACUGGGAAAUAUACGUCGAGAAAGUCGGCAUUUGGGGAAAACCCGACUUUACUAUCAACGGUUUUGUCGAUCACAUCAACACCACAAAAGAUACUACCGAUUACCUUUGGCAUACAACAAGUUUAUUUGUUGACAAGAAUGAAGAGUUUUUAAAGAAAGGAAGCAAACCAACUCUUCUCAUUGAGUCAAAGGGACACGCGCUCCAUCUUUUUGUCAACGGCAUACUUCAAGCUAGCGCAUCGGGAAAUGGUACCGUUUCACCGUUUAAAUUUAAAGGGCCGGUUUCUUUGAAGGCAGGGAAGAACGAAAUCGCUAUUUUGAGCAUGACUGUAGGCCUCCAAAAUGCAGGAUCGUUUUACGAAUGGGUUGGAGCCGGUGUAACCAACGUUACACUUAAAGGAUUAAAGCAUGGAACCAAUGACUUAUCUAACGCCACAUGGACCUACAAGAUCGGUUUAGAAGGAGAGCAUCUAAGUCUAUACGAUGUGGACGCUUCGAAAAACGCGAACUGGACUAAGGUUUCUGAGCCACCUAAAAGCCAGCCGUUGACAUGGUACAAGGCUGUUGUGGAUGCGCCACCUGGAGAUGAACCCGUUGCACUUGACAUGGUUCACAUGGGAAAGGGCUUGGCAUGGUUAAACGGAGAGCAAAUCGGAAGAUAUUGGCCCCGAAAGGCUCCAAGCGACAAGUGUGUUAAAACGUGUGAUUACAGAGGCAAGUUUAACCCCGAUAAGUGUAAUAUGGGGUGCGGACAACCGACACAAAGAUGGUACCAUGUUCCAAGAUCUUGGUUCAAGCCGUCGGGCAACGUUUUGGUGAUGUUUGAAGAAAAAGGUGGAGACCCAACUCAGAUUAGGUUUUCAAGACGGAAACUAUCCGCUCUUUGUGCUCAUGUAGCCGAAGAUCAUCCCUCUUUUGUUACCAACAGCUUGCAAAAGAGCAAAGCGAACUUGGAGUUAAAAUGCCCGAUGGACACACAAAUUUCCGCUUUCAAGUUUGCUAGCUAUGGAACUCCUACCGGGACUUGCCAAUCGUUUGCGGUUGGAGAUUGCCAUGAUCCUAAUUCCACUGCUAUUCUUGAAAAGCAAUGCUUGAACAAGAACGAGUGCACCGUAGAAUUAACAAAAGAGAAUUUCAAGACGGAGCUCUGCCCUGGCAUAACGAAGAAACUUGCGGUAGAAGUAACUUGUAGCUAAAUCUUGCCAUUUUGAUAUGUUGUACGGCUUAUGUUUUUUUUUAUAUAACUACGAGUCCUUUUUAGGUACGUUUGGCGUUUUUUGUAAUCUUUAUUUUGAGGGUUAUAUCCGCUAAUACCCAUAUUUGGUGGGUCUCGAGUACAUGUAAGCAGGUGUCGAAACUAAUGUUUUGACGCUAAGAUAAUAUAACUUAUGUGUACCAAUAUCACGUUUAAGCAAUAGUUUUGAGUGUUUAC